Messenger RNA from Chara braunii, 1205 nucleotides. Lineage: Eukaryota; Viridiplantae; Streptophyta; Charophyceae; Charales; Characeae. The record is from the annotation of a GenBank genome assembly.
GCGUGGCUAAAAGAAAGAACUGUCACGGUGACAUUUCAAGGUGAAGCUCGGGAUCUUCCUCUGCGAAUCAGAGAAGACUUGGUGCGUGCUUAUGAAAACGGCUGGUACAAGGAAAGAAUGUUUGACCGAUCAGUCAAACGAGGAAGAAUCCACGGCGAAGGACCAAAUGUCCUGUCAUAUGCGGCCAAGUCAAGAGACGUAGCGCGGUGGAUGAUUGCCAAAGGUGGAGACAAGGUGGAGAUCCGCAGGAUCGAAUAUGGCAUGGCCUUUGAAGCAUGGAUAACGAAAGCCGAAUUGGAAGAACGGAGAAGAUUGGAGGAUGAAUCCAAGUUCUGGGUAACAGCCUUGAGAGUUCCGCAGCGAGUCAUGUUUCAUGUGGAGAGCAUGGUGGAGACUUCGAUGGGACGCAUAAUCAACUCCAUUCCGCCAAAGUCAGACAAGACAAGACCGAAGCUGAUGAACGUGAAAUUUGAGCUCGUACGAGAAGCCGAAGAACGGUUCGAAGAAGAGCUUCCUAUCAAACUGGACAACGGGGAGAUCUACUACAUCAAAUUCGCCUGCAAGAACACACCAUGGUGUGAGACUUGCAGAUGGUACUUCCACACGGCAACUGAAGGCUGCCCGAGAAUGGGAGAAACUCCGUCAGAACAGCAAACGGGUGGAAAUCCAAGAAUAGACAACGAGGGAAGAAGAAGAGGAGGGGAUCCGGUGAAUGAGCAAAAUAGGAAUAUUCAAGAGGCGCCCAGAGAUCUCCAACAGAGGAGAAAUUCUCAAUCUGAUGCAGGAUCCUCAGCACAAGGCAACCCAAGAACGGGAGGCGCUCAGCAACAACGAGUAGAAAGGCUGAACAACCAAGCGUGGAACAGCGCCACAGCCGCACUACCUUCAGCCCAUGCACAUCAAUAUGGAGGACGGGUGCAACACCCUCAGCUGCCGCUUCAAACGCCUGGACCACACCAAACGGAGGCGUAUCAAUUCCAAGCUUUGCUCCAGCUCUUGAAUCAAGACCCAAGGCUAAGUAGUUUACUGCCGUUGGCAAAUGCAGCUACCGUACCAAUGUCGUCAUUCCCGAUGGCGCCGUAUCCUUACAGUGGAUAUCAACUUCCCAACCCAGCAUUGGGGCCCUACGGCAGCAAUCCAAGUGCAAUGCAAGGGGGCACGGCAAUAGGAGGACGGUGAGCUUUCGUUCCCUAUCAAGGACAAUA